Molecule: messenger RNA, 633 nt
Organism: Durusdinium trenchii
Lineage: Eukaryota; Dinophyceae; Suessiales; Symbiodiniaceae
Source: the annotation of a GenBank genome assembly
GAAUGUGAUGAAGAUGCCAGUGGCUUCUACGUGGUGUCCCUGAUGUCGGGCAGCAAGAUGAUCAAUCCCCAGCAGGAUGUGAUUUGUGAAAUCCCGUAUCAGCACAUCGGCGAUCGAGGUGGCAGGUGCUACUUUACCCUGUCUGACAAGACAAUGGCGUUUCUCAAACAGGUGAAGGAAGGCGACGUCAAUCCGCUCACAGUCUUUCUUGCCCAGGAGAAAAAGCCGCUCAAGGAUGGCAAGGAGAGCAAGCAGUCCAAGGAGGGCAAGGACGGCUUGGAGGCUGUGAAGAAUACAGAAAAUGUCGGAUUCAGCAUCAUGGACUUCCCCAAGGGACAGGUUGGCCAGCGCAAUUUGCAGGCCUUCUUCCGCCAGCUCCCCGGCGUGUACGAGAAGCGUGGCAUCAAGUUGCUGAAGGAAGAUGCCACGAUCAGAGUCAACAAGAAAUUGCACACGUGGGCACCGCUGACCGUGCAGUGUGCAUUGUUCUUUGAUUUGAUGGAAUCCUCAAGCGACAAGAAAGGCCAUUCAAGGGCUGUGUUCUACAGAGUGGAACAGUUCAUCCCUAGUGGCAAAGUGAAUGCCGAAGGCAGAGACACUGGCCACAUGGCUUUGCUGUCCUUUUUGUUGCAG